This is a messenger RNA of Danio aesculapii, 1840 nucleotides long. It is a transcript of the gene uckl1a, whose product is annotated as uridine-cytidine kinase 1-like 1a. Lineage: Eukaryota; Metazoa; Chordata; Actinopteri; Cypriniformes; Danionidae. The coding region runs from base 1 to 1644 and encodes 547 amino acids. The record is from RefSeq and is a predicted model, not a curated record. The transcript has 15 exons. Gene Ontology annotation, molecular function: kinase activity; ATP binding. Gene Ontology annotation, cellular component: cytoplasm.
AUGGAAGACAGGCGUCAGGCGUUCACAGCUGAUAUGAGCACACUGCCCGGAUACACCGGGGCCAGAAUAUCAGGCUGCUGGGCUCUCCGUACCGAUGGAGGUGGGAGUGGUGAAGACUCCCUGGACAGACUCCUUCCUCCGGUCAGCACCUCUCGCAGGAAGAGCAGCAAUCUGGGUAAAACUGAACCUCCACUGCUCCGCACCGGCACACGCACCAUCUACACAGCCGGCCGACCGCCCUGGUAUAAUGAACACGGAGCCCAGUUCAAAGAGGCCUUUGUGAUUGGUUUGUGUGGUGGCAGUGCCUCUGGAAAAACCACUGUAGCCAAUAAAAUAAUUGAAGCUUUGGACGUUCCCUGGGUUGUUCUUCUGUCCAUGGAUUCCUUCUAUAAGGUUCUGUCUGCAGAAGAACAAGCUCUGGCGGCCAGCAACGACUAUAACUUUGACCAUCCGGGAGCUUUCGACUUUGAGCUGCUUGUGACCACGCUUAGAAAACUUAAACAGGGCAAAAGUGUAAAAAUCCCAGUGUAUGACUUCACCACACAUGGACGCCAGAAAGAGUGGAAAAAUCUGUACGGUGCCAGCGUCAUUAUCUUCGAAGGCAUCUUAUCCUUUGCAGACAAAGAGCUCUUGCAGCUGAUGGACAUGAAAAUCUUUGUAGAUACAGAUUCAGAUAUUCGUCUGGUACGGCGGCUGAGGAGAGACAUCACAGAGAGAGGACGGGACAUUGAGGGUGUCAUUAAACAAUAUAAUAAAUUUGUAAAACCAGCCUUUGAGCAGUAUAUCGAGCCCACCAUGAGACUCUCUGACAUUGUUGUUCCACGUGGUGGGGGAAACAUGGUGGCCAUGGACCUGAUCGUUCAGCAUGUUCACAGCCAGCUGGAAGAACGUGAGAUUAGUGUCAGGGCACUUCUGGCCACGGCUCAUCAAUCCCAGCCUCUCCCUCAAACUCUCAGUGUUUUGGAAAGCACGCCGCAGGUUCGAGGUCUUCACACCAUCAUCAGGAACAAAGACACCAGCCGUGACGAGUUCAUCUUCUACUCAAAGAGACUGAUGCGCUUGCUUAUUGAACACGCGCUGUCUUUCUUGCCCGCCAAGCCCUGUACUAUCCAGACACCACAAGGUCAAGAGUACAAGGGGUGCAGAUUUGGUGGCAAAGGGAUCACAGGUGUGUCUAUUCUUCGGGCAGGUGAGACCAUGGAGCUGGCUUUGAGAGCCGUGUGCAAAGACGUCCGCAUUGGCAAGAUUCUGAUCCAGACUAAUCUGGAUUCAGGAGAACCAGAGCUGCAUUACCUGCGGCUGCCCAGAGACAUCAGUGAAGACCAUGUGAUUCUGAUGGACAGCACCGUUUCCACCGGCGCGGCAGCCAUGAUGGCAGUGAGGGUGCUGCUGGAUCACGAUGUCAAGGAAGAGCAGAUUGUGUUGGUGUCUCUGCUGAUGGCAGAGUUGGGAGUUCAUUCAAUAGCAUAUGCCUUUCCUCGUGUCAAAAUCAUCACCACUGCAGUGGACAAGAGUCUAGAUGACCUCCUUCAUGUCAUUCCAGGGAUAGGGGACUUUGGUGACCGCUACUUUGGGACAGAUGGGUCUUCAUCCUGGAGUGAAGAAAAUCAGCAAGAACCCCACAGCUGCUUAUCUGAGGUCUGACAGAGGAUUCUUCAAGCAGUUUUGAGUAGUGAGAAUCAACACUUGCUGUGCUGUAAUAAUGAUUGUCCAGUAUUUCUAACACACUCUUGAGCACAGUGUUUGGUACCACUUCAUUUUCUAACUUUUUCUGAUGUGAUCCAAAACAACGAAAUAUGUUUUAUCUGUAAACACACUGUAAAUCUGAUAGAUUUGAUAU